GCAGUCCCUGUGUCCUGCUAGCUUCAAACCCGAACGUCAAUUCUUCAUGCACAGGCGCAAACAUCAGGCAGGAAUGGAACUUACCUCGCGGCCUUGAGUAGUUCUUUUGACUCCCAGCUGUGCUGGAAACCACGGUAGAACUCUUGGAGUACUCUCGGAGGAGUGUCUACGUCAUGUCGAGCUGCCUGCUUCAACCAGAAGUCGGAGGGACCACUGCUCUGGCAAAUUGCGACCCGCCGCCGAACAGCCCGCCCGAACCGACAUUUGAGGCCUUGCCCGAGCGUUUCCUCGCCCAGCUUUACGCGCAACUCUUGUUACCAGAUGUCAAGUCGCUGCGGUCAACCUGCUCGGGCCUGGCGGCAGCCUGCGCCAAGGCAGGGCGACUGACCAGCCUGCGCGGCACUGCUCUGCUGACGGAGCCGCUGCCCAGCCUGUCCCGACUGCCGCCCGUGUCCUUCCUGGACCUCAACGCGCGCAACGCCGACUGCGGCCACCGCCUCAUUUCUGCGCUGCGCAAGCACGGCGGCUCGGUGCGCGCUGCCCGGCUGAGCGGCCGCGAGGGGCUGCAGGCGGCGCUGCAGGCGCUGGCGCUGUCCUGCCCGGCGCUGGUUCGGCUAGAGGUGCGCUGCCAGCACAGCUACCGCGGCCGACACGCCGAGUGCGCAGACCUGGGGCGGUGCCUACUGGAGCUCCAGAGCGGCUUCCCCGGUCUUCAGGAGCUGCACCUCACCCGCCUGCCCAUCAGCGGCGAGCAGCUGCGGGCCCUCACCGCGCGCCUGCCGCACCUGAGGGCGCUGUCUGUCAGGGGCCUCAGCGCCGCCGCAGGAGGCGGCAGCGGAGGCGGCGGCGGCAGCCGCUCUGGCGGGGGCUGCGGAGCCGGGGGCGGUCACGGCGGGAAGGGAGGAGGAGGAGGUGACGGCAACAAGUGCAACAGCCUGAGUGGUGACACGCUGGCUUCGGCGCUGGGCGGUCUGUCGCGGCUGGCGGCUCUCAGCAUCGACCACCUGAGGCUGGUGGACGGCUGCUCCUUCCCCGCCAGCCCGGCCCUGUCCGGCCUGCGCUCCCUGGAGCUGUCGGACGCCGAGGUGGCGCCCGCCGCCUUCGCCGCCCUCAACGCCCUCACGGCGCUGACCUCGCUGGCGGCCUGGGGCAGCGGCGCGCGGGCGGCGCUGGGCUUUGCGCCGCUGGGCGCGCUGACUGGGCUGCGGCGGCUGCACUUGGAGCUGGUGCUGGAUGAGGUCAUCCUGUCCGGCCUGGUGGGCUGCAGCUCGCUGGGCCACCUGUCGGCCCAGGGCGCCCGCGUGCGAGGGGGACACCCCGCCGGCCCCCCGGCACACACACACGGCAGCAGCAGCAGCAGCGGCAGCAGCAGCAGCAGCGGUGGCGGCGGCGGCGGUGACGAUGAAAAUGACGGGGCUGCUAGCGGCGGGACGGCUACCACGGUUGCAACAGCAGCGGCGGCGCUGCCGCCGCAGCUGACUAGCGUCACGCGGCUCAGUCUGGAGGCGUGGGAGGGGGGAGGGGCGGGGGAAGGGGAGGAGGCGGGGGAGGUGGGGUGCCUGCCGUUGGCGGCCUGGCUGCCGCGGUUGCGGGUGCUGGCUCUGGAGGAGGGCGAGGGCAUGUGGGAGGCAGCGGCGGCGCACCCGGAGCUCACGUCCCUGAGGGCAGCAGCGGGAGGCUGCCUGCCGCUUGCCGCGAUGGCAGUUGCGGCGGCGGUUGCAACGGUGCCGGAGGCGGCGGCGGUUGUGGCCGCAGUGCAGGGUGUCGGGGCGGCGGCGGCAGGGAUUGCAGGGGCGCCCGCGGCGCCCGCGGGUUGGGGCAGCAGCAACUCGCGUUUGGGGGUGGCGGCGGCGGCAGCAGCAGCGGCGUUAAUACAGCAGCGGCAGCAGCAGCAGCAGCAGCAGCAGCCGACUUUACCACAGGCAGUGUUGGGGCCGCGGCGGCUGUUGAGCACCUCUCCAGUGACGCCCCUGCUGGGCACGUCGCCAGCUGCGGCCCUGCUACCUGGCGCUUCUCCCGGCAAGGCCCACCACCUGCACGGCCACCACCAUCACCACCAUCACCACCACCACCUCCAUUUGCUGCACGGACUGAACCACCGCGGCUACGGCUUGCCGCCAGAGGGCGCCCAAGCCAACGGCGGCGGCGGCGGCGGUGCUGGCGGCGGCGGCGACGAGAGCGACGAUGAGGACAGCAGCAGCGUCAGCAGCAGCAGCGGUGGCGGCGGCGGCAGCGGCAGCGGGUCCCUUGCCAGCGGCGGCGGCGGCGGUGGCAGUGCGCGCAGCAGCUGCAGCGGGGUCGAUGAGGGGGAGGGCGACGAGGAGGGCGAGGCGGCUGCUGCCGCCUCAGCGGCGUCGGCGUAUGCGGCGGGUCGGGCGGGCUUCACGCUCACGACGGUGGACGCUUACGGGCAAAUGCUCAGCACGCCGUGCGGCGCAGCCGCCGCCGUACAGGAUGCGGCCUGCAGAGGCGGCGCCUCUGGCACCGCAGCCGCCGCGGCUGGCACCGCCGCCCCUAUCAACAGUGCACUUGAGGUAGCUGCAGCGCCUGAAGCAGCGCCGCCGCCGCCGCCGCCGCCGCUGCCGCCGCGGCUGGCGCACCUGCGCCUGGGCGGCUGCGAGGGGCUGCCCGAGGCGCACUGGGCGGCGCUGGCCGCGGCGGCGCUGCCGGCCCUGACGGCAGCGGAGCUGUCGGGCUGCGCCUGCCUGACGCCGGCGGCACUGGCGGCGGUGCUGGCGGCGGCGCCGGCGCUGCGGGAGCUGCAUGUGGAGGGCGCACCGCUGUUGGACGACAGCGCUUUGCUGGCGCUUGGGGGCAGCGGCGUGGCAGGAGCAGGAGCGGGCUUGAGGAAGCGGGAAGCGGGGGUUGAAGGAGCGGCAGCGGCUGCCGAAGUGCUGGAUGCGACGGCGGCUGGGGCGGCGGCGGCGGCGGCGGCGGCAGCGAUGUGUGCGCCGGCGGCGCACGCGGCGCGCGGCGGCCCGGCGGCGGCGCGGGUGCACGUGCCCGUGCCGCCGUGUGAGGCGUGCGCGGCUGCGGCGCAUGCGGCGGCGGCGGGCGGCGCACUGGAUCCCAUACACGUGCACACAGGCGACCAUGCCUAUAGUCACAGCCACAGCCACCGUACUGCGGAAGAUGCUGCUAGCACCGGCGGCAGCGGCAGCGGCUCUGGCAGUGACAACGGCCUGCAAGCGGCACAAACUGCCACCGGCGCAAAUCCCAACGUUGCCGGUAAUAGCGGCCUUGCCGGCGGCAGUAGCGGCCUUCCCCGCGGCAGUCGCAGCCUUGCCGGUGGCAGUAGCGGCUUCCAUCGCUCCAGCAGCGCGGCGGCGCUGGCGGCGGCGGCGGCCAUGCUGGAGCGGAGUGCGCUGUCCUCACCGGCCGUGCCCGUCGCACCGCAGCCCUCCAGAACCGCCGCCGUCUGCAGUGCUGGUAGCGCCGGCGGCGGCGGCGGUGACAGCAGUGGCGGCGCAGCGCCUGCGCCUGUGUCUGAGCCUGAGCCUACGGCCUCGGGUGCUGGGGCUGCGGUGGCGGCGGCCGGGGCAACCGGUUCGCUGCUGUGCCCACUGCUGACGCGGCUGACGCUGACGCGGCUGCCGGGCAUAACGGCGGCGGGCGUGGCGGCGGCGGCGGCGGCGCUGCCGGGCCUGCGGGAGCUGGAGGUGGCGGGCUGCAGGGGCGUGUGCCGCGAGGCGUGUGUGUGGCUGCCGGAGCAGCUGGGCCGGCCGGGGCUGUCGGUGGUGUGCAGUCAUGAGCUGUCGUAUGAAGACUUGUAGGCACUGGUUUCGCGGUUUGCAUUUAUUACGGUUUGGUUUGUUGCGUUGUUGUCAUGUGUUCUUUUGUUCACAGUCGUGGGCUGCCGGCUGGGUGGUGAUGGCGUGCUCGCGCCAGAGUUACUGCACAGGUUUCAAGAGGGUUUGUGUGUGGGAAUGCCACCCUGUUUCUGCAUGUGAUGGGUGGUUUGCGGUUCGGUUUGGUUGCCAUGAUAUUGAUUGUUGGCAUGCUUGAUGUGUCAGUGUGGUUGCUGCAUCUCCGGCAUGCCUGGAUAGAGUUAGGUUGGUGCCGGACAUCACUGCUUGGGGGCGGAUUUGGACUUCACAGGUUUUGGUGUUGCGUGUUAACAACCACAAGGGAAUGCGCAUGUGUGCAUCGUCUUGUGUUUGUCGGUGUGUGGUGGGGCAGGCUCGAAUUGGGCAGGCGCUGUUGAUCAAGCACUUGCGAUUGCGGUAUAUAUUACGGUACACGGAGCUAGCGACGAUUGAAAGCAUACCGUAGAUGGUUAUCCCACACUCGGACUGAGACUCUACUGUGAGCCGUGCCAUCAAGUUGCACACGAUUGGGACUUCGCCACCGUACCUCUUACCCUGUUCCAUCGCUCUAUACUGCGGCUCUGCGAGACUCUGCGAGCCGCGUCAGGCACUGCCGUACUGUAAUGUUGCCAGGCU
Molecule: messenger RNA, 4442 nt
Organism: Chlamydomonas reinhardtii
Lineage: Eukaryota; Viridiplantae; Chlorophyta; Chlorophyceae; Chlamydomonadales; Chlamydomonadaceae
Exons: 5
Coding region: 174-3773 (1199 amino acids)
Biological process (GO): SCF-dependent proteasomal ubiquitin-dependent protein catabolic process
Cellular component (GO): SCF ubiquitin ligase complex
Source: RefSeq, a predicted model, not a curated record